This is a messenger RNA of Clupea harengus (Atlantic herring), 944 nucleotides long. RefSeq names its product copper chaperone for superoxide dismutase. The record is from RefSeq and is a predicted model, not a curated record. The coding region runs from base 86 to 892 and encodes 268 amino acids. NCBI's taxonomy places the organism in Eukaryota, Metazoa, Chordata, Actinopteri, Clupeiformes, Clupeidae. The transcript has 8 exons.
CGUGUAGAAGGAGACGUCAGAUCAAGCGUCAAAAGCGGAAGUAGCAUGUUAUUUUCAUUCUCCUUUGACAGCGUGCAGCAAGAACAUGGAAACAGGCAGAUCUGCGAAGCUGGAGUUUGCUGUGCAGAUGACCUGUGACAGUUGCGUGAACGCGGUACGCAGCGCGCUGGAGCGACAACCGGGGGUUCAGGCGGUGCAGGUGGACCUGGGUAAGGAGCAGGUGGUGGUGGAGGCGUCUCUGACGGCCCAGGAGGUGCAGCAGCUGAUCGAGGGCACCGGACGCCGUGCCGUACUCAAGGGCAUCGGCAGCGGGCAGCCGGACCUGGGCUCAGCGGUGGCCAUGCUGUCUGGCUGUGGCCUGGUCCAGGGGGUGGUGAGGAUGCUGCAGCUGUCCCCAGAGCGCUGCCUCAUAGACGGGACCAUAGACGGCCUGAAGCCCGGCCCACACGGCCUCCACGUGCAUCACCUGGGGGACCUGACCAAAGACUGCCUCAGCUGUGGAGAGCACUACAACCCCCAUGGAACACGCCACGGAGGUCCGCAGGACUCUGAGAGGCACGUGGGGGACCUGGGCAACAUCCUGGCAGGACCUGAUGGAAGGGCCUCCUUCCGCCUGGAGGACACACAACUGAAGGUCUGGGAUGUUAUUGGUCGAUCUCUGGUGGUGGAUGCAGGGGAAGAUGACCUUGGAAAAGCGGAUCACCCCUUAUCCAAGGUCACAGGGAACUCAGGAGAGAGAUUGGCCUGUGGCAUCAUCGCUCGCUCUGCCAGCCUGUUCCAGAACACCAAAAAGAUCUGCGCUUGCGACGGCGUGACCCUCUGGGAGGAGAGAGACCGCCCCAUCGCAGGGAAAGGUCGCCAGAAUCCUGACCCCCCUAGUGCUAACCUGUGACCCCUCACCUCACCAUAUCAUUAUGUAAAGCCAUUAAAGCCAAAAAAUACUA